Molecule: messenger RNA, 792 nt
Organism: Panicum hallii
Lineage: Eukaryota; Viridiplantae; Streptophyta; Magnoliopsida; Poales; Poaceae
Exons: 3
Coding region: 1-792 (263 amino acids)
Source: RefSeq, a predicted model, not a curated record
AUGGAGCUCUUCCCCGACGGGACGCACGUGCGGCUGCGGAGCCGCGUCCACGGCACGUACCUCCACGCCGACGGGGACGGGGCGGGUGUCUCCACGAGCCCGCAGCGCGCGCCGCUGAGCGCGGCGUGGGGCGUGCACCGCGUCGCGCGCGACGGCGCCGCCUACGUGCUCCUCCGCAGCGCCGCCUACGGCCGGUACCUCGCCCUCCGGGCCCGGUCCGCGCCGCAGGGCCGCGGCCGCCGCCCCGUCCUGCGCACCUACGACGCCCCGGACCAGGACGACGUCCUCUGGGUGGUCGUCAGGGCGGGGGACGAGGGUGACGACGUCCUCUUGCGCCACGGCAGGGACGGCACGUCCUUCGUCGGCGUCACCGGGGACAACGACAGCCACGACACCCGGCGCACGCAUUGGGUGGUCGAGGCCAUCCCCCCGAGGCGGAGGCCGCCGGUCCUUCCAGCUCCAGUUCCGCUCUCCCGUCCAAUGGUGCUGUGGCGGACGAUCGCCUACGUGCGGGCGGACGAUGACGGCAACUUCGACCCGCACCCGCUUGCCAGGAGGAGGUUCAUUUUCUACGGCCGGUCCGUGUUCCAGCUGACGGGCGUCCUGUCGAUCCUUCUGCGCGAGCGGUUCUUCGGCAUCAAGCUGUGCUUGCGGGCAGGCUCCCAGGGGCGGCUGACCCCUCUGGUCGUCGACCUGCCUGCCAACGAGGAGGCAAUGGACAUCGUCGUCCUCACCGCCGGGUCACCAGCUGCUCAGGGUCAGGAGUUAGUGUACCCAGAUGUUGAUGCGUAG